GACGUUGGGGCUUGCAUGGAUAUCAACAUCAGAGCUGUGUAAUUUAACAAUUUAUAUCUCUUUCUAAAACGCACAGUAUUUUACAGACACACGUCAUAACCCUAUGCUAGACCAGACCCGUACAGAGCCAGAGCGGAAACCCCUCCCGAAUCCCAGCUCCGGCAGCCGAGCAAAAGAAAAGAGGAAUACCAAGAAAUCAGGAAACAAGGAGAAAUAACAGGAGAAAAGAAACUAUCAUAAUAAAGAAAUAUGCAGAACUGAGGGUGACUCUCCAUCCUCCCGGCCCGGCGAAGUGUGAGACUAAACAGCGUGCCUUGAGGAAAAGGGAAGGGAAGAGGGACGAUGGGGUUCGGACGGGACCUGGGGAACUCCCACGACGGGCUGUUGAAGCUGCAGGACUGGGAGCUGAAGCUGCUGGAGACAGUGAAGCGCUUCAUGACGCUACGGGUGAAGAGCGACAAGGAGUACGCCUCACUCCUCCUCAACAUCAGCCAGCAGGUGGACAAGCACGACAACUCCUCCCAGAUGGACUACAUCAGCAACGUCUCCAAGUCUUGGGCCCACAUGGUCCAGCAAACGGAACAGUUGAGUAAGAUCAUGAAGUGUCACGCGGAGGAGCUGAACUCUGGCCCUCUGCACAGACUCACCAUGAUGAUCAAAGACAAGCAGCAGGUCAAGAAGAGCUACCAGAGCAUCCACACACAGAUCGAGUCCGAGAUGAACAAGGUGACAAAAAGUGACCUAGAAAAGUUAAAAGGCACCUACAGACAAUUAACGAAGGAUGCCCACAGUGCCAAAGAAAAGUACAGAGACGCAAUGGUGAAAGGCAAGGAGCCGGAGAAGGCGAGGGAGCGCUACGACAAGGCCACCAUGAAGCUCCACAACCUCCACAACCAGUACGUGCUGGCGGUGCGGAGCGCCCAGCUCCACCAGGAGCACUACCACGACACCACGCUGCCCCUCCUCCUCGACUCCCUGCAGAAGAUGCAGGAGGAGAUGAUCAGUGCACUGAAGGGGAUUUUGGAAGAAUACAGUGAAAUCACCAGUCUCUUAACUGAUGAAAUAGUGAAGGUCCACAAAGAAAUCCACACCUCCAUCGACCAAAUUGACCCUGUGUCAGAGUAUGAACACUUCAUUGAGGUUCACAAGUCUCCAGAAACCAAAGAACCGAAUGUAGAAUUUGACGUUUCACUGUUGGAGGAAACAGAGAAUCUUCAAGCAAAUGAGAUCCUAUGGAACAAUUUGACUGCAGACAGUUUACAAGCGAUGCUGAAAUCCACAUCAGAUGAGCUGGGCCUCACUCAGCAGAGCCUACGCACCAAGGAGGAUCUCAUGCAAGAUCUAGAGAACAAGCUUGAUGAGUCCACCAAAACAUGUGAAAAGAAGUCUGAUGUGGUGCUGCUGCUCAGUCAGAAGCAGUCUUUGGAGGAGCUGAGGCAGACAGUCCAGUUGCUGCGCUGCACAGAGGCCAAGCUGGGCGCCCAGAAGGACCUGCUCGACCACAAGAUGCAGGAGAACGAGGGCAAGGAGCCUCCCCCCAUGGUCAACUACGAGGACGACGCACGCUCCAUCAACUCCAUGGACAAAGGCAAAGACAGGACAUCAAAGUUUGACACCUUGCGUCAUUCCUUCGCUGGCAUCAUCCGCUCUCCCAAAUCAGUCCUUGGCUCAUCAUCGCAGUUUUUCGACGUGAUCCCAACCAGUGAGAAGCCCCUGGGGGACCAGGAGUGGUACCAUGGGGCCAUCCCCAGGACCGAGGCCCAGGAGUUGCUCAAAGAGCAGGGAGACUUCCUGGUCCGGGAGAGCCACGGCAAGCCUGGCGAGUACGUCCUGUCUGUCUUCUCCGAGGGACAGCGGAGACACUUCAUCAUCCAGUUUGCAGACAACCAGUAUCGUUUUGAAGGCACUGGCUUCCCGACCAUUCCUCAGUUAAUUGAACACCAUUAUACUUCAAAGCAAGUUAUUACCAAGAAGUCUGGGGUGGUGCUUUUAAACCCAGUCGUCAAGGAUAAAAAAUGGAUACUCAACCACGAGGAUGUUAGUCUUGGAGAGCUUCUUGGCAAAGGCAACUUUGGUGAGGUAUUCAAAGGAACGUUGCGGGACAAGACUCCUGUGGCAGUCAAAACAUGUAAAGAGGAUCUUCCACAGGAGCUGAAGAUUAAGUUCCUAUCAGAAGCCAGGAUCCUAAAGCAAUAUGACCAUGCAAACAUUGUGAAGUUGAUAGGCGUUUGCACACAACGACAGCCUAUUUACAUUGUGAUGGAGCUAGUGUCAGGAGGGGACUUCUUGUCGUUUCUACGGAAGAGGAAGGAAGACCUGAAGACCAAACAGCUGGUGAAGUUUGCUUUAGAUGCUGCUGCAGGAAUGGCUUACCUCGAGCUCAAAAACUGCAUCCACAGGGAUCUGGCGGCCAGGAACUGUCUGGUGGGAGAGAGCAACCUGCUGAAGAUCAGCGACUUUGGGAUGUCAAGGCAAGAGGACGAUGGGAUCUACUCAUCGUCUGGCCUCAAACAGAUCCCUAUCAAGUGGACGGCUCCAGAGGCUUUGAAUUAUGGGAGAUACAGCUCAGAGAGUGACGUGUGGAGUUAUGGCAUCCUCCUAUGGGAAACGUUUAGUCUAGGAGUGUGUCCUUACCCUGGGAUGACCAACCAGCAGGCCAGAGAGCAAGUGGAGAAAGAUUACAGAAUGUCCUGUCCAACAAAGUGCCCUGAGGAGAUUUACAAAGUCAUGCAGAAGUGCUGGGAGUACAAACCUGAAAACCGGCCGAAGUUCGCCGACCUUCAGAAAGAACUGGCCUCGAUCAAGAAGAAAUAGCAACCUGGUAGGGGAAGGUGGACCAGGUCAUGUCAUCACGUCCAGGGGAUCACCCCAUUACAACCCGAGAGAAACACCACAGAACGUUACAGCCUUGAUGCUACUUUUUGUGAUUGUACUCACGGUGUAUACUUUGUCACAAAAAUCACUGUGUUAUUUGCCUAGGCAACUGUUUUGAGCCAUUAUCAAGGAGAGAUAUCUCUGCUUAGCUUGGAUCAUUGUCAAAAUAUGACAGUAUUAUUUUUAUUUUUUACCUGGUGUUCUUUUAUUUCUGCAACUAAAGGUGUUUUGAGACAAAACCACGCAAACAUGUGUACAAUAGAUACAAUCGAUCAUGCUCCAUUGCACAUAUGACUUCUGUAGUUUUUGCUAUUGGGCAUCACUCGGGCAUAGCCACGAUAAUGAGAAAUGUCAACGUUUCUAGGUUUUUUUAGGGCCCUGAGUUUGGGCCUUUUAAGGUUACAUGAGUAAUAUGAUUACUUGAAAAUGCAAAGGAGUCUUGUGCUCUGUGUAAAAUACUAAUGUGUAGAUGCACUCUGUAGCUCAUUUCAGUCUUCAGAGACAGAUUGUGUUUGAGAACCUGUUCUCUUUACCAGCAGUUCCUACCCAAGGACGUAACAAUUUAUACCUAAGGGUAUAGUGUCCUGUUUUUGUCUCAAGCUUGACUUUUCGACAUUCAGCAGUAAGUAUUUUCUUCUUCCUGUAAAGUCUUAUUGUGAUGUGACAGUUUGAGUUGAGAUCUGCAAAUCAUUUCUGUCCAAAGAUCUCGUAAAGUUUUCUCUUCACGCCCACCAUUUAAUCGAGAAAACCUUUUGAGUUUAACAUACAAGGAUAAGUGCAAUUUGUGACACCCUUUUCCUAUAAUUAUUUGGGCUUUGUAAUGUAGAAAUAUUGCAAUAAGGCUGUUUAUUUAUAAUUAAUAUAAUUUUACUUUGAAUUAUUCAAUGUUUUAGACCCUCCAGAUUGCUGGCUAUUUUCUACGUUUUGGUCUCUGUCAGUUGUUACAAGCUCAACACUCAUAAUUUGAAAAUGAUCAUAACUGUUCUAUCUGACGUGAAAUGUGAAUGUAGCAUUUUGUCCACUUUUACAUAGCUCCGAGAGUUGUAAGGAGCUCCAGUUUUCAUGCAUUCAUUUUUUAUAUUUUUUACUUCCAAUUUUUUAAUAAAACUACUGUUGUACAUCGUUGAUAGACAUGCAUUCAGAAAUGAACAGUGAACUUGUUUUCAUGAAGUAUACUUAGGGCCAGGAGUUGUAUCUGACCAUGUGACAUGACCAGGAGAGACUCUGGGGCCUAGUCUAUGCCUGGUCUACAGUUGUCCUGGCAAGGUAAUUCUCCUGCCCCUAAUAUAGUGUAUUCGCUAUUCCAGCCACUCCUGUAUGAUGUCAUUUCUCUGAGGGUGCCAUGUUGUUUCUAUGUAAACCAAGCUCCUUCUUGCCAUUUGUGUUGACAGCCCAAGCGUGUCUUCAAAAGCAUCUUCUGUGAAGUAACACAUCACAUCCAUUCAUGAGUUUCACUCCUAUUAGAAUGAUGGAACUCUUGUCUUCCAAACUUUAAAAUGAAACAUUCCUCCUCCUGUAUUUUGUAAAUACUUUUUUAUGCAAAUGUAGAUCACGUUUUAUGUGUGUAUCUCUAUUGGAAGUGUUUCUUCCAAUGAUGUAUUCUAUAAAGAAAACAUUGUCUGUAUCGUCAUGAUUGUUUGUACAUUUUUAGUAUAUGUAUAAAUGAUUUUUGGAAAACUCCUCUUUCCUAUCCUUUAUACAAUGUCUCCUGCUCACCUAUGCUGUAUCCUCAUCUUUCUGUGUCACAAAUGACACCCAACUCCACAUAUAGUGCACUAAUAUGCAAAAGGUAGUACACUAUAUGGUGAAUAGGGUGUCAUUUGAGACACUGCCUUUGGUUUGUAGACUGGUGUAACAGUUGUUCAUUCAUUUCUCGUCAAAUUACCUCCUGAAUUGUUUUUUUUAGCAUUCCAGACAACCUAGUAAGAAAAAUGAAUAGGCGAAGGGUGCUUACAUCUUAACUACUGGUUGAUGAGCACAAAUAAGAUAUCUGUUUAAACACAUUUGAAAGGCAUACACCUUUUUCAGUAACUCUCUUAUUUAUUUGAGACACUUAAAUAGUAUCCUUAGCAUUUUGUAUUAAAAUAUUUGCAUUUGUUUUUAUAGAAUUUGUUCUAUGGUUUAAUUUGUUUUUUAAUUUGUAUUCUUCUUGUACCAAGUCUAGAUUUCCCCAUGAGUAGUUAAAAUCUGCUCUACAUUACUGGUCAAUACAUUACACUUGUGUUGAAUGAAGUUGUCUUUCAUUUUGUUACUCAUUUAUUUUUUGAGUGAAAGUAUAUUUAAGCUUCACAAUUCAAUGUGAAUGUCUUGUGCUGCAUUAACGUUAGCAUUCUGGUAUGUACUCCCAAGGCCAACUUUACAGCAUUCGAAGGUAUGUGCAUUACUGAGCUCUUUCUUUUCCUAAAGUAUAUUGUUAUUUGAUUAUAUGCGUCAGACUAAUUUAAAGAGCUGGGAUAUUUAUUGCCACAAGAGACCUUAUAUAUUUUGAUUGCACUUUUGGCCAUGUUAAAAAGACACUGACAAGGCACAAUAGUACUGUUGUGUCAACUAGUGUUUAGCCCAACAUAUCCUUCCCUAUUAAGAAAGACCAUAUCUAAAGUAACAAGUGGACAAUGCACUGGAUUUAAAAUGAUUAUCAAAUUGUUAUACUUAGCCCAUAUUAGAGUAAAUAAAAACUAGCUAGUGUGGUUGUAAUUGAAAAAUGUCCUUAAAUGUGUUCGCCGUUACACACCUGGAAAGGAACGCCUGUAUAUGCCCCCUUGUUAGCUUUCACAACCUUGAUGACCAUGGUAUGUCCAGUCAAUGUCUAAACCUCAAUGUUUAUACUGUGUACUUGCAAUAAAAUCUCUUUUGGCUCUUUGAAUUCAA
This is a messenger RNA of Coregonus clupeaformis (lake whitefish), 5742 nucleotides long. RefSeq names its product tyrosine-protein kinase Fer. The coding region runs from base 343 to 2814 and encodes 823 amino acids. The transcript is spliced from 19 exons. Gene Ontology annotation, biological process: cell adhesion; Fc-epsilon receptor signaling pathway; regulation of mast cell degranulation. Lineage: Eukaryota; Metazoa; Chordata; Actinopteri; Salmoniformes; Salmonidae. The record is from RefSeq and is a predicted model, not a curated record. Gene Ontology annotation, molecular function: ATP binding; non-membrane spanning protein tyrosine kinase activity.